CAUGACUGAAUCCAGUCUUUCAAUUUUAUUCUGCGUAAUAUUCAGUAUCUUGCAUAUAAGCAAGGCAGAGAACAGUACGGAUUCAUUCUUCACUCAAUUGUCAGAAGCGACUUUAUCUGAAGAUGGAAAGCUUGAUUUUCCUGAGUUGGCAACUAAAUACGGACUGUCUGUAGAACAAUAUGACGUGACUACUGAAGAUGGGUACAUCCUAACGGUCUUCCAUGUCGCAAAAGACCUCAACGCCAGUAACACGCCUAUACUGCUGUUCCAUGGAAUAAUUGAUUCAUGCUACACAUUUAUGCUUAGAGGCGAAACUUCUUGGGUCUACACUUUGGCUCAGGCCGGCUACGGUGUAUGGGUCGGUAAUAACAGAGGAAACUUGUACGGCCGCAGACACGUCUCUCUAAAUCCGGACAAAGACGAAAAGUUCUGGGAUUACAGCUUGCAUGAAAUCGGCUUCUACGAUCUCGCUGCUACAAUUGAUUUUAUCCGCAAAACAACAUACUCUGACAGCAUUUUAACCAUUGGCCAUUCUCAGGGAACUUCGGCGCAUUUUGUGCUGACUUCAACGAGACCAGAGUACAAUGACAGGAUAAAAUUAUUUGUAGCCUUAGCGCCUAUAGCUUACCUGAUCAACCUGAAGCCACCAAUAUCGAUCGCAGCAGCCGCAGGGCCAACUGCUACUGCAUUAUUAACAACGCUAAACAUCAAUGAACUAUUGGAAAAUCACAGCGCAGCAUCAGACCUUGUAACUCUGCUGUGCAGCAAAGGGGUUGUGAGUUAUCUUGCAUGUGGAUUUGGUACGCUGUUCCCAUUGGCUGGAUUUGAUCCAGCCGGGCUUGAAGAAGAUUUUUUGACUGGUGUUGUUUUUGGCCAUUAUCCUAGUGCGACGUCGAGGAAGAGCUUGGUGCAUUAUGAUCAAAUUUUUCUGAGGCGGGACUUUGCUCAGUAUGACUACGGAUCUGUUCGGAAUUUGGCAAAAUAUAAGGGCAUACUUCCACCAUCAUACAAUCUGACAGCCGUGACUACAAAUGUGGCUUUAUUUGUAGGCGGUAACGAUAAGGUGUCCACGUUAAAGGAUGUGAAACGUCUGGGGAAUGUACUUUCGAAUGUAGUUCACUAUGAGGUGAUGGAGCUCAAACGGUGGAAUCACCUAGACUUUGUGUGGGGAAAAGAUAUAAUGACCGAAUAUCUUUAUCCACCUGUUUUAGAUCUUCUUGAACAAUAUAGGAACUAAAAAUGUAGGUACCUACUAGUAAAUUAUUAUCUUGACGCGAACUUUGUUAAUUUCUUUAAAUAUGCGGUAUUACCUAAUUUUAAGUAA
Leguminivora glycinivorella is the source of this 1324-nucleotide messenger RNA. Its product is annotated as lipase 1-like. Gene Ontology annotation, molecular function: hydrolase activity, acting on ester bonds. The transcript has a single exon. NCBI's taxonomy places the organism in Eukaryota, Metazoa, Arthropoda, Insecta, Lepidoptera, Tortricidae. Gene Ontology annotation, biological process: lipid metabolic process. The record is from RefSeq and is a predicted model, not a curated record. Bases 2 to 1237 code for a protein of 411 amino acids.